AUGAAUCCAUGCCCUCCUCGCUCAGGCCUUGCAAACGGAGGGCCGGGGGUUCCCUUGCCGGAGUCAACCCGUCUCUUGCUGGGGCUGCCUCUUCCCCUGCCGCCCUCCGCUGUUCCUAGCACGGCCCGUCUCCCACUCCCCCGGAAAGCCUGUCGCUCAGCGCUCUCUUCCCGCAAACGAGCUCAAGAAGUCCCGAAGGAGAUGGUACAGAAAAGCCAGAAGAAUAAGCAGGACCAGACUUCAUUUUGCCUAGUUCCUGGUGUAGGUGUGGAGGCUCAGACUGGGCAGCUAUCGUCUGCUGUUGGCGGCUGUCAAUACGUUGAUAGCAGACUUGCAGAUCAGCCCUUACUAGAGCAGCCUAGUGACAAAAGUGAGCUACUUACUCCUAUUUCUGAAGUUCCUGUAGAAACAAAAGAGGAGGAACCAAAAAAGUUGCUUGUCUCUAAAAGAAGGGAAGGGAGAAGCUGUGGGAAAUGUGUUCGAACAGUACUGGAGGACAAAGCAAAGGUAAACUUUGCUGUGGACACAAACCUGAAGGAAGAGGAGAGCUUGGUAGGAGAAAGUUGUUCAAAAAAAGCUGCCCAGGGCAUGGGGAGACAGCAACGUUGUGCUGCUUCUAAAAGUACUCUGCAAAAAGAAUUUGUAUCACAUCUUAGAUGGAAAAGAAGUAGCUCCUUACUCUGUGAAAAAGAUAUUGCCCCUAAGAAAAAUUGUAUAUGUUCCUUGCUUGAACCUGAACUAAACAUUUCAAGUUGUUUGGAGAAAGAAAAGAAAUCAAAGGAAAAGAGCAAAAAAACCUUUGUAAAAGCAGAACUUAAAAAUCUAGUAGAAAGGGAUGGGAGUUCAACAAUAGUAUUAGAAUCUCAAAAAGCAGUAAGGGAAAGCAACAAACGCUCGGUCUCAAAACCAGGUCCCCUGCAGAAAUCAUGGCACCUCAGAGAGAGGAUUAGAUCAGCUCAACCAGAGCAGAAGUCUUUCAGGGACAAAAGGCAAAGGGUAAAGAGGAGGUGCUUAUCCUUGAAAUUACAGACACAAAACUUAAGCCUACAGAAAUUUAAAGGAAAACGUGGGAAUGGAGACUUUAGUUAUGAGCUACAGCUGCCAAGCUUAGAUUCUGAAGAUUGUACAAGGAACCUAGUGAAAGUAAGAUCAUCUUCUGUCCCACGUGUCCCAUGUGGUAAUGUUGUGGAAGGAAGAGAAUCUCUAUGGAAGAGCUGUAGGGUUUCUUUGCCAAACUUGAGGCUGGUGGAGCCUCAGGGGGAAGAACAAACCUUGCAGAAAACAUGUAAAAGCUGUUCUGCGGAAUGGACUCAAACAAAAUCUUGUGAGGAUUUACAAGCUCUGAAACAAGACAGUAGGUGUUUAUUGAAAAGUGUAGCAUGUAUAGAAGACAGUAAAAAGUGCAGAAGCAUUGCAGAAGAGGGAAGGCAUAGGAUGGUAACCAGAGCUUUACUGAAAUCAAAGAUACGUGAAAAUGAUAGUGAGAAGCUAGACUGGAUGCAGGAAAAGCCUGUUGCUAUGGAGAUUCCCUGGUUCAGGCAAGGAAUCCUGGAAAAGCAAAUAGCUAUAGGAAAGAUAGUGGAUUCUGCACCUACAGAAGGUCGGAUAAUUUCCAGGGUAACAGUCUGUAGUGAGAAACAAACGCAAGGGAAAGAUGAAAUUAUGACUACACCUGAACUAAAAAUAAAGAUCAAAACUUCUAGAGAGCAGAAAACAGAAGUUUCAAGUGAAAAGCUGGCAGAGACUGAUCUGAACACCUCUCAAGAUUGCAGUAUACCGAAACUGCUAGAACAGUCUGCAUGUCUUCAAAUAAAUAAAUUAGAUGAAACUGAACACAAGGAUCCUGUCAGCUGUUGUCUCAGAAGGGAGGCUACAUUACAUUGUGGUGAUAGUGCUUUUCCUGUUACAAACUCCAGAUGUCCACAAUUUUCGGAUAUAAAAAUAACUGAAAAUCAAGUGGAAAAGGACCCAUUGGUAGUGUACCAGGAUGACAAACUCAGAUGUCUUACUAAGCUGAAUGACUUUACUUGCAGAAUAACAAAGAACCCAGUAGUGAGGUUACUUGACUGCAGGUACAUAAAGGCGCUGUUAAAUCCUACAAGUGACCAUACAAUUCAAAGUUAUAAACUUCAUUGUGAAUUCUUGCACAUUGCACUGGGUCAAAGGAAGGAUCUGUGUCCUCACAGGGGUAUGGGACAGAGUGAUUUGAAUUGUAGCUCUAAUAUAGUGCAAGCUGGAGGUUCAACAAGCAUAUCAGUCGGAAAAGGAAUGUGCCAAAAGAAGAAGAUGCCCCCAAGGUAUCAAAAUGGAAAGAAGCGAUUUAGGGAAAGUAAAUGGUGUCUGGAGUUCAAAAAAAACAGUAAAAGGAUAAAAAUGACUGAGGAUCUUGAAAAACAAGCAGUCCAGGAACUUCUUUCAAACAGGGACCUUUACAAAGCCACAGCAAAUUCUUCAAUAAUUACAGAACAACUGAACUGUAAUGAAGCUGUUUCCUUCCCUUCCCUUGAUGUGCCUGAUUUACCUCUAAAGAAAAAUACUCAAAAACAUCCAAAUCAAUUUGUUACCUUGGCUGGUAAUAAACGGAAGAACCAAUCACACUUUACCCUGUAUGAUGUAAGUGACUUUGCGAAGUCCGAUGCUAAAAAGGAAAACAGUGCUCUUGAGUCAAAGACCAUGGACCCACACAGAGACUUAACCAGUACAGCAAAGGAUGAUUCUGCAGUGGAGAUGCUAGUUGAUGAAAAAAUCCCCAACUACAGCAGUAAUAAUGCUGGCUACAUGCAAGGAGGGAAAGCAGCACCCAAAGCAAAAACAGUAAGUAAAACGGGGAAGAAACUACCGUUCAGCUGUCAAAGAAUAGUGCCAUUUUCAGGUAAAAAUAUUUGGCUUCGUGAAUCAUGUGCAAGGACCUCCUUAUUUUGUAAAAACCACGUGUAUGGCUCAAAAUUUUUAAGACGUGUUGAUUCUUUUGCUAACACUGGCCAAGUGGAGCUGCAUGAGCUGUUGGUAGAUACUAGCAACCUGCCUGCAAAUAAGACAAUGGAUUGUAAAACAGAACUUUCUGUCAAAAGCCCAGCUGCAGAAUCUCAGAUUGAUAAUCACAAAGCUGUCUCUGGUAUUGGAAAUAAGAAUGGAAUUUCCUCUACAGAUAUGGAAAGGCCUAAACAGUGCCCAUCUAGUGUGACUAAAAAUGCAAAGAAAUGCAAAAUUACUUCGAAAUCACCAGGGAAAGAUACUAAAAAGGAAGACAGUAUGGUCAAGACAAAUGUUUCCAUAGGUACCCAGAAUGGCAUCUUUGUAGACAGUAGUAAAAAUAAGGCAAAGUCAUUGGUUUCUAAACAAGAGACUGCAGUCCCACGAGUACCAAAAACAUUAAGCAUGGGGAACCUGUCAAAUUUCAGAAUACCUCUUCUUAAGGACAAAAGUGUAUUGAGAAAGGAAAGAACUCAUUACAGUCCUCAGAGCAUUCUAGAUUGUAGUGCUGCUUCUGUAAAGAAAAACAGAAGUAAGAGGGUUUCAUCUGAUUUUGAGCAUCUGUUCCACUCUGAACAGAUUAGUAACAUUACUGUGGCUGCAGUGGAAGAACACAGAGACCAAUUUGACAGCAGUGUUGCUGGAAGCUUUCCUUGGGAGAGUAGCAUUUGUAAUAAAGAUCUGGCAACUUCUCAUGAGAGUGAUCUGGAAUUGUCAGGGUUGGAGAAUGUUUCUAACUCUUUGAGUAUUGGAUGUACAAAGAAGCCAACUGAGAGCUCUGUUAUAUCAUCAGAAAUUUAUGAAGAUAAUUGGAGCAAUACCUUGGCUCAAAACAAAGAUAAGCUGUGUGCAGACGUUCUUAAGGCUUAUGAAGAUGAUGCUCUUGUGAUUGAUGUAAUUCAGGAUGAUCCUGAUCUGUUUGGAAAUACAGAUGAACCAGAAGUCACAGGUUCAAAUGAGCAUGUUCCUGACAGCGACUCUAGAAUCACCAUUUCCUCAGAAGAAAAUCUGGUGUUAAAGUCAGAGUCCUCUCCACUUCCAAGAAGCGACCUCUUGAAAUUCAGGCCUAAAGAGAGUCCUCUUCAAGCACAUGACACAUUGAGGUCUACUACAGAUGUCUCUGCUUCAUUGUCAAAAGUUGACGAAACUAAAUCAGAUUCCUUAAGCAGAACCAGUUUAACAAGAGGUACAACCGAGUUGUCUUUUAAGAGGGAACAUCUGACUGAAUUGGAGGAAUUUAGCAGGAGCUCGGACUCAGGUGUAAAGACUUAUUUUGGGCUGAUUCUACCCCGUGGGUAUUGCCGGUCACAUUUCAAUACAUUGAAUGGCUGUAGGAGACCAAAGUGCUGGUAUGCACAUGUUCCAGAACCUGGGGAUUCAAAGCUCUGCAAUGAAAUACUUAAGAAAUAUAUAAGUAUUGGUGAAAUAGUUCUGCUGCAGCGUGCAGUCCAGAUAUUUACAGAGUACUACAAAGAUGUUACUCGUGGGGUGCAGUUGGAUUCUCAAAUGCUAAAUGACUUGCUAAUGUCUUUGCUCCGGUACUGUUUGUUGAAAGAAUUAUUUCAUAUACUCCAAACCUGCCUACUGAUUAAAGUGCUGCCUGCCGUAGAUGUUCUGAUCAAAGUGUUUGAGCAUGUGGCUUCCAUGAAAUUAAAAGAAGUAGUGCCCGAGUUAAUUAACAUCUCUUCUAAGCUUGUUGAUGUUGGAAUGGUUCUUGAAUCUCAGCAUUUGGGCUAUAUUGCAAAGUUCCUCAACCAACUGCAAAUUUCUAGUAAAGAAAUAAAUAUUUUUAUGUCCAGAUUUCAGGCAAGACAUUUCUACCAGACCAGCAUUUGUGACUUUAGUCCAUUUGGUUCAGCAAUAGCAGAAUUUCAGCAUUGUAAAGAAAAAGGAGAGUGGACUAAACUGGGAAUUGUGUACGUUCACGUGAGGAGAGAGUGUGAAAAUUUUGAUGAGCUCGAAAAGUACUCGCUGUUCAUUGCUAAUGUUCUAACCAAUGCUGCGAAGGAAGACAGACCAGGAAUUCCAUUUUGUGAAUUUGCAGCUGCAGUACAUGAAGUGCCCUGGCACAACGAAGCAGACAAAACAUUAUUGGGAAGAAUUGGUAUCAGUGUUUUAUAUGCUUACUAUAAAAUACAGGAGUGGCUUAAGGCCAGGAAGAUACUGGAUACACUUCAUACUUUAAAGAUACAUUUCUCAUACUUGAAAGGGCUUAUUGGUCCAGAGGAAUUUGCAUCACAAUGUGAAAUUGUCAAUGUUGCUGUGGAAGUCUUUCUCAACAGUGGGAGCCUAGAUGGGGCGGUAUGGAUACUGAAAGAAUCAGAGUGGGUAAUCAACACACUGUCAUGGUCUUGUGAUAGAAUGGAUGUCCUGAAUAGGCAUAACCUGCUAUGUAAGAUAGCAUCUGAAUUCAUUAUUAAAAACUGUUACAUGGAAGCAUUUGAAGUCUUGCAAAAUCUACCAGGCUUUCAGAAUUCUUGCGAUAGUCUGGAUGUUUCCCAGUACAGUCUUCUGUUUAACAAUCUUCUAGGAGCUAGUUUAGGGAGCAAAAACCUUGGAAUAUCUUCAGCUAUAAUAAAUUUUAUGCUUGCAAAGAACAUCAAUGUUGACUUUCAGUUACUCAGAGCAUUCAUCACAGCACUGGGAAGAAGUAGUGCUUUGACUGAAGCAAGGACAUACUAUAGAAGUGCCUUAGGAUUGGGUUGCUACCCACCACCGGAAGGAAAUCUGUACCGUAAGGUCCUCCUGAUUCCAUCUUACGUAACAGAGAUUGAGAUGCUCUUAGCAACUGAAGUGUUUUUGGCUUCAAACGCCAGUAGUAUACAGAGUCCUGGUGCUUCUAAUCAGAUACUUCAGAUUGUAUUGCAAAGAUGUAAAGGCAACAGAGUGCAAAACACAGAUGACUAUCAGAGUGCAGUGGAAAGGUUAAUACAAGCCACCCAAUUAGCUUCGCCAAAGCUUUUCAUAAAGCAUUUGACUAUAAACGUUAACCAGGAGCAAGUUUAUAGUUUGGAACAUCAAUGCGUACUUGAAUGGUUGAAAAAAAAUAUGAAAUGGGCAGGGAAAGUCUGGCUUUUUCAGUAG
Euleptes europaea (tarantolino) is the source of this 6057-nucleotide messenger RNA. It is a transcript of the gene TOPAZ1, whose product is annotated as testis and ovary specific TOPAZ 1. The coding region runs from base 1 to 6057 and encodes 2018 amino acids. Gene Ontology annotation, molecular function: metal ion binding. Lineage: Eukaryota; Metazoa; Chordata; Lepidosauria; Squamata; Sphaerodactylidae. Gene Ontology annotation, biological process: spermatid development; spermatocyte division. The record is from RefSeq and is a predicted model, not a curated record. The transcript is spliced from 18 exons.